UAGCUAGGGUUAAGUGGCGCACAGCACUGCCAAUUCUAUCCUUAGGGGCCAGACAGUAAGCAGCCAUCUAUAUAGUCCCGGGGGAGGGGAGCAGUGAUACUAUGAAAUAUCACUUAACUCCUUACACUCCAUGGGACGGGCGCUUUGGGUAUAAUGACCUGAACUGACAGCUGGAUCAUCAGACUUGCGGUCAGUUGGGGACAUGUGACCAUAAUAUAGAGGAUCUGCCCCGACAAGUAUUCACCUCAUCAUCCGAGAGCAAGAAGAUAAAUCAUGUGCAGGAAUAUCCCCUCAAAUGUCUCCAUAUAACAUCCUGGAAUUGUAUAGAAUUAAAUGUUUAUUCACAAUACAGGUUCCUAUAAGGUGUCAGGACGUGGCGGUCUAUUUCUCCAUGGAGGAGUGGGAGUAUGUAGAAGGACACAAGGAUCAGUACAAGGAUCAGGUCAUAUGGAGGAUCAGCAGCCCCUCACAUCACCAGUCAGAUCCAGUAAUCGAACAGCACCAGAGAGGUGUCCCCGUCCUCUUGAUGAACAGAAUAUGGAGGACAUUACUACAGGGAAAAAUCUCAUCUAUAUUAAUGCUACAGACAUAAAGGAAGAAGAAGAGACGGAUGUGAGCGGUGAUGAGCAGUAUAAGGAGGAUAUUCCUACAGAGAAAGAUCUGAUCUAUAUUAAUGCUACAGACAUAAAGGAAGAACAAGAGACAUAUGUAAGCAGUGAUGAGCAGUAUAAGGAGAACAUUCCUACAGGGAAAGAUCUUAUCUAUAUUUAUGCUACAGACAUAAAGAAAGAAGAAGAAACAGAUGUGAGCGGUGAUGAGCAGUAUAAGGAGGACAUUCCUACAGGGAAACAUCUGAGCUCUAUUAAUGCUACAGACCUAAAGGAAGAAGAAGAGACAGAUGUAAGCAGUGAUGAACAGUAUAAGGAGGGCAUUUCAACAGGGAGAGAUCUGCUCUAUAUUAAUGCGACAGACCUAAAGAAAGAAGAAGAGACAGAUGUGAGCAGUGAUGAGCAGUAUCAGGAGGGCAUUUCUACAGAUUCUUGUAGCAGGAGAUCAGAGGAGAAUCUUAUAUCUUCAGAUUAUAAAGCAGAUGAUGAUAUCACACAAGAUACAUAUGAAGAACAUUCCAUUAUCCCAGAUACACCCUCAGCCCUUCACAGCCAAGAUCUGUCAUCUUAUCCUUAUAUACAGGUCCUGUCUUCUCAGUCAUCACAGAAAGGUCACAGAAGGGGUGUUGGACAUCAACGAGCUCAUACAGGAAAGAAACCAUAUUCAUGCUCAGAAUGUGGGAAAUGUUUUACUAAGAAAUCAUAUCUUGUUCAACAUCAAAGAACUCACACAGGGGAGAAGCCAUUUUCAUGUUCAGAAUGUGGGAAAUGUUUUACUGACAAAUCAUAUCUUGUUCAACAUCAAAGAACUCACACAGGGGAGAAGCCAUUUUCAUGUCCAGAAUGUGGGAAAUGUUUUCCUUUUAAAUCAGGUCUUGUUGUACAUCAAAAAACUCACACAGGAGAGAAGCCAUUUUCAUGUCCAGAAUGUGGGAAAUGUUUUCCUUUUAAAUCAAAUCUAAUGCAACAUCAAAGAACUCACACAGGAGAGAAGCCAUUUUCAUGUGCAGAAUGUGGGAAAUGUUUUUCUGAUCAAUCAAGUCUUAUUCAACAUCAAAGAACUCACACAGGAGAGAAGCCAUUUUCAUGUGCAGAAUGUGGGAAAUGUUUUACUUAUAAAUCAAGUCUUGUUAAUCAUCAAAGAACUCACACAGGAGAGAAGAAGUUUUCAUGUUCAGAAUGUGGGAAACGUUUUGCUCAGAAAUCAGAUCUUAUUAGACAUCAAAGAACUCACACAGGGGAGAAGCCAUUUUCAUGUGCAGAAUGUGGGAAAUGUUUUACUGAUAAAUCAACUCUUAUUCAACAUGAAAGAACUCACACAGGGGAGAAGCCAUUUUCAUGUGCAGAAUGUGGGAAAUGUUUUACUGAUAAAUCAAGUCUUAUUCAACAUCAAAGAACUCACACAGGGGAGAAGCCAUUUUCAUGUGCAGAAUGUGGGAAAUGUUAUACUGUGAAAUCAAAUCUUGUUCAACAUCAAAUAACUCACACAGGGGAGAAGCCAUUUUCAUGUUCUAAAUGUGGGAAAUGUUUUACUCAGCAAUCAGAUCUUGUUAAACAUAAAAGAACUCACACAUCUAUAUAUUAACCAUGUACUUAGGAUAGUUGACACUAAUACAUACUCAUAUAUAUAUAUAUAUAUAUAUAUAUAUAUACACAAUAUAUGCUUCAUCUCCAAACUUGUUAUCAAUUUUGAAGAAGUUCUCUAUAUUAUAUUAUUUAUUAUCCUUUAUAUUCAUCUCCGCACACUGGACUUAUAAUAAAUGUAAUAUUGUCCCUGACGUUGUAUAUAGGGAAUGUAACACGUCAGUGUUGUCCCCGCCCCCUUCUCAUUAUGAUUAUAGAGACUUUAAUUCAAGGCAUCAGACAGGAUCCGC
Messenger RNA from Hyla sarda, 2482 nucleotides. RefSeq names its product oocyte zinc finger protein XlCOF22-like. The record is from RefSeq and is a predicted model, not a curated record. Gene Ontology annotation, biological process: regulation of transcription by RNA polymerase II. Gene Ontology annotation, molecular function: RNA polymerase II cis-regulatory region sequence-specific DNA binding; DNA-binding transcription factor activity. Lineage: Eukaryota; Metazoa; Chordata; Amphibia; Anura; Hylidae. Bases 334 to 2193 code for a protein of 619 amino acids. The transcript is spliced from 3 exons.